ACUAUACAAGAUUCAAUUCGAUAUGUUAUUAUAUAGCCGCCUGCCUAGAAUGGGCGGUGCCUUGUUUGACUUGCCCAUCUUCCACUUCUUUACUUAAAAUAAUAAAAAAAAAUAUAUAAGAGAGGAAGAAACAAGCAGAGCUUUUCAUACUAGUUUCUAAUGGAAGAAGAAGGUACUUUAGAUAUCGUCAUCGUGGGCGCCGGAAUCUCUGGCCUUUCCACGGCAGUUGGGCUCCAUAGGCUUGGGAUCAGAAGCCUGGUGCUGGAAUCUUCGGAGAAACUGAGAGCGACAGGAUUCGCCUUUACCACUUGGUUCAAUGCUUGGAAGGCCAUGGAAGCUCUUGGCGUUUCUCAGCAUGUUCGUAGUCUCCAUGAUCGCCUCCAAGGAUGGGUGGUUGGACCCAUUUCUGCGGGCAAUCCUUGUAAAGAGAUGCUGUUUCCAGAAUCCGAAGAAUAUGAGUCUCGAUGCGUACAGAGGAAGCUGUUGUUAGAGGCCCUAGCAGCUGAGUUGCCUGAGGAGACCAUAAGGUUUUCGUCUAAGGUUGUUCAUAUCGAAUUGUCUGGACACUACAAGAUGGUUCAUCUCUCUGACGGGACCAUUCUCAAAACCAAGGUUUUGGUAGGGUGCGACGGAGUGUAUUCAGUGGUUGGUAAGUGGCUAGGCUUCAAAACUCCGGCUACAACUGCAAGGUUAGCGAUCCGAGGGCUUACACAUUUCCCGUUAGGCCAUGGAUUUGGAAAGAAGUUCUUCCAGUUCUAUGGAAACGGUGUUCGUUCGGGUUUUAUCCCCUGUGACCACAACACUGUCUACUGGUUCCUAACCCACACCUCCACUGAUAUAGACGAGGAGACAAAUCCGGAAAUUUUGAAAGAGUUUGUGCUGAACAAGAUCAAAGACUUACCUGAAAACAUUAAGAGUGUCGUGGAGACCACUGAUCUUGAUAGCAUGGUGAUGUCUCGACUGAAGUACCGACCUCCUUGGGAACUCCUAUGGUCAAACAUCACAAAAGACAACGUAUGCGUUGCAGGGGAUGCGCUUCACCCGAUGACUCCUGAUAUCGGACAAGGCGGUUGCUCAGCCAUGGAAGAUGGAGUUAUCCUCGCUCGUUGUCUUGGCGAAGCUAUAAAAGCUAAGCAUCUGAAAAGUGAAACAAAAGAAGAAGAAGAAGAAGAAGAUAGUUAUAAGCGGAUUGAAGAAGGCUUGAAGAAGUAUGCAGGAGAAAGGAAAUGGAGAAGCAUUGAUCUGAUAACAACGGCAUAUACAGUAGGUCUCAUACAGCAGAGCAGAGGGAAGUGGAUGAACCUGUUCAGAGACAGGUUCUUGUCGUCUUUCCUUUCUCGGAUGCUGUUGAAAAAGUCUCAUUUCGAUUGCGGAAGCCUUGUCCCGUGAGCAAGAAGGAUGGUAGAGCGUAGUGAAAAGAUUGUGAUUCUUCUCAUCUACAGAACAGUUUUCACCUUUGCUUCAAGAUUAUCCAUCUAUAACUGUGUAUUUUGCUUUUAGUAUUACUAGGGAUGUCAGCCCGUGCGUUGUCGCACGGGGAAAUAAAAACUUAAAAUAAUUAACAUUGUUAAAUAACAUUUCUAGUGGAAAUUGAUUAUAAUCUUCUAACUGUA
Molecule: messenger RNA, 1613 nt
Organism: Capsella rubella
Lineage: Eukaryota; Viridiplantae; Streptophyta; Magnoliopsida; Brassicales; Brassicaceae
Product: monooxygenase 2
Exons: 6
Coding region: 160-1389 (409 amino acids)
Molecular function (GO): FAD binding
Source: RefSeq, a predicted model, not a curated record